UAACAGCACUGGUUUAAAACGCGUCUUGGAGAAUCCGUUCCGGGUUUUUCUUCGGCUCUGACUGGAUGAUUUGUGUGUAUACGGAGCACACGGGGCAGAUAGAGGAGAGAGAAGGGUAUGGAUCCGUAGCUCUUGCGGCUGUCCGUCUCGUUUCCCGGGACCCUCGUUUUGAAUACAGCGAGGCUUGGGGUCUUGCAUGGUACAUUUGAAUGAGAGCAGGAGCGCACAGCGGCGGGAAACAAAGGCGCAAAGGAGCAAGCUGGCUGCGCGGCGGGGGAUGCAGGGCACAAUAGGGAAGACCACACUCUUCUGCUUUAGGAGGACAGUGUUGCAAUAACAUUUCCCCCCAGACAGACAAGCCUCGCUGCGGGAAACAGGAAUUUGAAGCCGGACUUUACUUUUCAGACAAAUAUGAGGACGGGCUUUGCACUGGACGUCUAGGCGACUUGAUGGGGCUCUUUAUGGAUUUUUAGAAAGCGCAAAUAGUCAAAUGACAGUCUUAAAAAACGCACCGGCACAGCAAAGGAAAAUCAGCUUGGAUUUUGUGCACCAGAGCGAUUUUGAACUGAGAUUGUUUAUUAUUAUAAUUAUUAUUAAAGUCAUUAAUAAUAUUAUUAUGUGCUCUGGAAAUCACCAGCUGUGGGUGAAAUCACGCUAGGAACAUAUCUGACUUGAAUUCAUUUUCUUGGAUUUGGUUUCUGAAGAAUGUACGUACUUGAUGGUAAUUACCCGGAAAGGAUGGAGCGGGGUACGCCACAAAGAAAAACCGUAUACAGGAUAUCUUUGACACUAGUGAAAAAAGAAACUCUGCAGGAUGGAGGAGGCUCAGCGCACCGGCGGCUGGAGAACCCUAAAGUGAGCGCGUACCGGCGGGAGGGAGCCGCUGACGCUCAGCGCAGUUCUCCGCUGGAAGAACUGAAAGAAGUGGAGGACGAGACGGACGAAUUUUCUGCACACUCAUACAUGAGGAACUUCAGGACAUUCAGUACUGGACAUCUAGAGUUGGGCAGGUUGAAAAUCUCAAGGCGGGCGCAACAAUUACACAGAGACAAGGAAUUAAAUGAAACAUGCAUCCUGCCAGAGAAUGGACAGAGCAAGGUCAUUGAAAAUGGGGCACUAGUGCACAAAAAGGUUGAAGAUGUAGCUGAAAGUGACAGAUUGAAAAGUGAUGCUGAGCAUGGAAAAAUCUGCAGCACAGCUGCUGCUAAUGGAGAAAACACAGGCAUUCGAAAGAAAAUCCUUAAGACUUCUCGAAGCACAGAGGAACCGGUCAGUACAUGGUCAGAUGAGACCUCUGAGGAACCCAAGGGUGGCAGGUCGACCAAAAUCUCUUCUUUGCUAGCGAAAGGGAAUGGGAAAUCACCCAAACCAGCACCUGAAACCCCUCCGGCGAAGAGGCACCCAAGCCUACUGCGGCGAAGUUUCAGCUUCCGUCACUGGACGGGUGGAGAGUUGAUCCGCAUACGGGCGCUUUCCAAGGAGAAGCACCACAGCAGCUCGGGCUGCAUUGGCCGGGAUGGAGAGAACAGUCAAGCCCAAGCUGGCGUGGUUCUGCAAAACAUGGCUUUUGCCGAGUCUGAGUCCACUGAGAAGCGAAACACCUUGGAUGUGGGUGAGGUCCUAAGCAAAACAGACUCUGUGACUGAACUGGGCCGCAGGGAGAGGAUGAAGGGCAAGAAUCGAACACUGGACAACAGUGACCUGCUCAAGCUUUCGGAUAAAUCUUUGAUGGACAAGGAGGGUUUCAUUAGAGGGACAGGCUCCCGUUCCAGUGGGCAGGAACGUAAACUCAUUCGAUUCUUCAGCGGUAUCUUCUCAAAGCGAGAUGGGACGUCCACGCCACUUAGCAGUCCCAGCAACCAGGCUCUCCGGAAGAACGGCCUACUGGGAAGUCAGCGGAGAUCAGAAAUUAGCUACUCGCAGUCCAGCACCGAAAGUGUUAACGGAUUCCAACCGGACGAUGCCUUUGUCAACAGUCAGGAGUGGACACUCAGUCGCUCUGUACCAGAGCUCAAAGUGGGCAUUGUGGGUAACUUGGCCAGUGGUAAGUCUGCCCUGGUGCACAGGUACCUGACAGGAACCUACGUGCAAGAAGAGAGCCCUGAAGCUGACGUGGAUGCAGGAGGACGUUUUAAAAAGGAGAUUGUAGUGGAUGGACAAAGUUACCUCCUCCUAAUCAGGGAUGAAGGGGGACCUCCGGAGGCUCAGUUUGCGUUGUGGGUAGAUGCAGUGAUUUUUGUGUUCAGUCUGGAAGAUGAGAUCAGCUUUCAGACGGUCUACCACUACUAUAGUCGCAUGGCCAACUACCGCAACACAGCAGAGGUGCCCCUGGUGCUUGUGGGAACUCAGGAUGCUAUCAGUGCAGCUAACCCUCGUGUCAUCGAUGACACCCGCGCUCGCAAACUGUCCAACGACCUGAAGAGGUGCACAUAUUAUGAGACCUGUGCUACCUACGGCCUCAACGUGGAGCGCGUCUUCCAGGACGUGGCUCAGAAAAUAGUUGCGACCCGGAAGAAGCAGCAACUGUCAAUCGGACCCUGUAAGUCUCUGCCCAAUUCUCCAAGCCACUCCUCCGUCUGUGCAGCGCCUGUGUCCGCAGUGCAUAUCAGCCAGACCAGUAAUGGUGGAGGCAGUUUGAGCGAUUACUCUUCUUCCGUGCCAUCCACUCCCAGUACCAGUCAGAAGGAACUACGUAUCGAUGUACCCCAAACCGCCAACACCCCUACGCCCGUCCGCAAACAGUCCAAACGGCGCUCCAACCUCUUUACGUCUCGGAAGGGAAGCGAACCAGACAGGGAGAAGAAAGGGAUGGAUGGCCGUGCAGACAGCAUUGGAAGUGGCCGCGCUAUCCCAAUUAAACAGGGCAUGUUGCUGAAAAGAAGCGGCAAGUCACUGAACAAAGAGUGGAAGAAGAAAUACGUCACGCUUUGUGACAACGGACUCCUCACGUAUCAUCCUAGUCUGCAUGAUUAUAUGCAGAAUGUUCAUGGGAAGGAGAUCGACCUGCUUCGGACUACGGUGAAGGUUCCAGGGAAGAGGCCCCCCAGGGCCAUCUCCACAUGUGCAGCCCCCAGUCCCAAAACCAAUGGGCUGACCAAGGACAUGAGCAACCUGCAGCUUGGACAGACACCAGGCUCUGUGACGAGUAGUUCUUCUGCGUCUCAGAUGGCGAGUGGCAUCAGUCUGGUGUCGUUUAACAGUCGGCCGGAUGGGAUGCAUCAGCGCUCGUAUUCUGUGUCCAGCGCUGACCAAUGGAGUGAUGCCACAGUCAUCGCCAACUCAGGAAUCAGCACGGAUACCGGUCUGGGAGAUUCUGUGUGCUCCAGUCCAAGCAUAUCCAGUACCACCAGUCCUAAGAUAGACCCGCCUCCAUCACCUCACGCCAACCGCAAAAAACACAGGAGGAAGAAGAGCACCAGCAACUUCAAGGUGGACGGCUUCUCUGGAAAUGCAGAAGUCAAACGUAGGGCAUGGAAACUAAAUCGCGUCGGUAGUCUGCGCAACAUUUACAGCAGUGCCUCCAACGCAGAAGAACAAGAGGACAACUUUGAGUUCAUCAUCGUUUCUCUGACGGGACAGACCUGGAAUUUUGAGGCAACGUCCUAUGAGGAGCGGGAUGCAUGGGUUCAGGCUAUUGAGAGCCAGAUUCUGGCGAGUCUACAGUCCUGUGAAAGCAGCAAACAGAAGUCUCGUCUGAGCAGCCAAUCAGAAGCCAUCGCUUUGCAGUCAGUCAGGAACAUGAGAGGAAACAUGCGCUGUGUGGACUGUGAAGCCCAGAACCCUGAUUGGGCCAGUCUGAACCUGGGGGCUUUGAUCUGUAUAGAAUGUUCAGGCAUUCAUCGCAACCUGGGUACUCACCUGUCUCGUGUCCGCUCUUUGGACCUGGACGAAUGGCCUCUAGAGCUCAUCAAGGUCAUGUCGGCCAUCGGCAAUGAGUUGGCUAAUAGUGUGUGGGAAGCCAAUGCUCAAGGACGCCUAAAGCCUGCCCCUGAUGCCACCAGAGAGGAACGUGAGCGCUGGAUCAGAGCCAAAUAUGAGCAGAAGUUGUUUUUGGCAUCGCUGAUGUGCACAGAGCUGACUUUGGGACAGCAGUUACUGCGGGCCACGGUGGAGGAAGACUUGCGCUUCGUGGUCAUACUGCUGGCCCAUGGCUCCAGAGAUGAGGUCAAUGAAACCUGUGGGGAAGGUGAUGGCCGGACAGCCCUACACCUGGCCUGCCGCAAAGGGAAUGUUGUGAUCAUGCAACUGCUCAUAUGGUACGGCGUUGACAUAAUGGCACGGGAUGCUCACGGCAAUACAGCACUGGCAUACGCACGGCAGGCUAACAGUCAGGAGUGUAUGGACGUCCUCCUACAGUACGGCUGUCCAGACGAGCGUUACCCACUCAUGGCCACCCCAAACCUGUCACGCAGGAACAAUAACCGCAAUAACAGCUGCAGCAGCAUGAACAGUGCAGUUAUAUGAGAAGAACACUCACAUACACAUAAACAUGUAUUCUGGUCAGCACUCCUCCCUCCCUACACACACCUUCAUAUGUACAGCUGCACCACUACAUCAGAAUCAUGAGACUAUACUAGACUCAAGGGAAAGACCCUGACACUGAUGAAGAAGCAUGAGCAGAGCUACUGUGUUUGCCUGACUUUACAAUCCCACUGGUUGAAAAAGUUGUCAUGGGCAAGGGCUUGGCCAAUCAUGUGUCAUCCAACUUUUUUUGUUUUUGGGAGAGUGUCCCACAUCCAAUGUCUUGCUGUAUUGUGGAACAAAAAAUAAAACAAUCCAGGACUUUGGUUUUCUGACUGUGCCAGGUGCAUGAUGGGAGAAUAGAGUGUGGGUUUGGUAACUGAUGAGCAGGUGUUACAUCAGUGUUCCAUGUCUCUAAUAAAUGACAAAGCAAGACAGGAAAUGAUGGGGCAGCAUGGGAUACUUUUACGCUGGAUCUUCAAAAUGAGAAGAGAACCAGAGAACUUCACUUGGUCACCAUGUGUUUCUGGACUUCCAUCUCACCACUUUGACACUGAUUUUUCAGUCUGAUCUCAUUCUCUCAGACUUUUUUUUUUUUUUUUGCAUCUGUUCUAUGCCCAUUAUGUCUUUUUUUAAAGGAAUGUGAAAGGAUGUAAUGACAAUUUUUGGAAAACACCCAAAUAUUGAGCCCUAAGUUUGAAUCUGACAUGGUUUUUUAAACUGUUUUUGUUUUAAUAUUGUUGAGUAGCGUUUGUCUAAGUGCUCAUUACUGGACCAAUGGAAGAUUCUUAAAAACAAGUAUUUUAAGAUUCACGUUUCUCAGAAGUAAAAGGGAAUUGCGUUUUUAUUUUCACCAGCUUUUAUUCAGCAGAUUUUCUAUCUUUAAAUAAAUUAAUCUAGCCUUGUAUGUCGCCCAUCCAUCAACUCACUCUUUACUUGAGCUCACAGUGAAGUAAGCAGACAUUUCAGAAGUGAAAUAACCCAGAAUCCAGAAUUUAGAAGUGCAGGGCUGAAGCUCAGUCUGACCUCGUGUUCAUCAUUCAAAUCUCCACAGAAUAUCAGGAAAACACAGGACUGAACCUCAUGUAUCUCAAAGAAGAGAAGGGCUCUCAGUCCUGAUCUGUACAUACUCUUCUUCCUUCUCUCGCUCUCAUUCUGUUUUUUUUCCAAGUAGUGUACUAUAUAUAAAAGCAAAAUUAAGAAAACUCUCCCCCUGACAAAAGGCGUUAUUAUAUAUUUUUACCUCACCCCUUCUUGUUUCAGUGCAGUCUGAAGUUGCAAGUGUGCCUGUUUGAGUCGACUUCACUCUUUCUGCUCCCUUUCUCUGAAUCGUUCUUCAUAGCUUAGUUUUCCUCCAUGCCUUUGUCUUCUUCCUUUAUCAUGUGUCAAGGAGUAUUAAAGCAAUACGAAGUCAAAAUUCAGCCAGGUUGGCACAUGAGUAGUUUUCACCGCGUCACCACAGCAUUUGGAGCUGUCGUUGUUAUUGAGAGAUGUAAAGCCAAUGUAAGACUCUGUCUCAGGGCGUAUUUAUCAUUACAGGAGAUCCCAUGAAGGCUUUGAUAUCGACUUAUUCCAUAAUACGAUUUGAUGGGCUUUGAUCAUUUAAUCUCAGCUCCCAUUGAUUUUAAUCUUCACUAGGUAGUAAAAAUGUGAAGGUACUUGUCUUAGGGUUGAAGAUGGGAGAAGAUCUGUGUUGUCAAAUGUAUAUUCCGCAAUAAAAACGAUCUGGAAAGUCGUUAAGCUAGUUGAUAGACAUUUGGGACUGUGUAGAGAAUCUUAACUAGUUUUUCUGAGCUUUCAAAGGGCGAGAGCGGUGAGAGUCGAAAAGCUUUAGUGAAGGACGUGAGAAUAGAAACUAAGAGAGAGGUAUGUUGAUUUUCAGCUCGUAAGGGUGCAGUUUUCGCCUUGUGUGUAUAUAUAACGUAGCAGGCCUUUAGAGGCUUUACCACAAUAACCAUUAUUUAUGACUAAAUGCACUACAGAACACAGAUCACUUGUUGUGAAGAACCCAUAAUAUAAUCCACUCUGAAUCCUUUCUGUGGAAAAGCAGUUGUUUUUGAUCUUUUUGCAUGAAUGGAUGUAAAUGUUCUCUUCCUUGUGUAAAUGUCUUCGUCUUCAUAAAAAUGACUGUACCCUGACAGGUGACGCUAAAGAGUCUGCCAUUUUAAUAUGAAAAAAUACUUUUUAUCAACUUGUGAACAUUUCUUUUUUUGUCUGUCCUCCCAUCUGCUUCUUUUGUAAUUCUUCUCCUUGGGUAAAACUUCUUUUUGGAUCAUCUGUUCAUCUGUAACUGAAUAAAGAAAGCAUGAAUGAGCAAAAUAAACAAAAAUCCAACCAAUACCGUAACAACAACCAAAGCAUCACGUUACCCCUUGCAAGCAAAUAAUGCAGACUUAAAGGGGGCUUUAUCAGUACGUUCCAAAAUGCUUGAAAAUAUCCUCAGUUUUAUUUGCGUUUCCAUUCGCCAGUCGUCGCUUUGUGUAAAUAGAUGUACAAAUUGAAAAAAACGAAGUGUUUUUACCUUGUUUUUGUUUGUUUGUUACCUCAUUUCAAUGAUAGUCUCCAUGUUACGUUCAAACCCAAGAGACCCGUUUAAUUAUUUAUGAAUAUGCUAAUCUGAAAGGGGAGGAGCUCUCGCACACUACUUGGGUUUUGCAUUUGUUCCUUUAUUCAGUCCAUUGGCAUCACAACUAUCAUUCUGAUUCGAAUAAUUGGUGUUGUAUUUCUAAUUAUUAUUGUUAUUAUAUUGAGUUUGUGUCAGCUGUACAGUACUGUGUUGAAAAAUUAUACCUGAUGCAGAGUCUUAUACUGUAUGUGUCUCUUUUCAAUAAAAAGCUUCUUAAUAUAA
This is a messenger RNA of Cyprinus carpio (common carp), 7309 nucleotides long. RefSeq names its product arf-GAP with GTPase, ANK repeat and PH domain-containing protein 1-like. The record is from RefSeq and is a predicted model, not a curated record. Lineage: Eukaryota; Metazoa; Chordata; Actinopteri; Cypriniformes; Cyprinidae. Gene Ontology annotation, molecular function: GTPase activator activity; protein binding; GTPase activity. Gene Ontology annotation, cellular component: nucleus.